AUGCAAUCCCCACACCGUAUCCGUCUCCCGUAUUUUGCGCCGACCGGUAGCCUCCCAGCGCCGCUGCCGUCGACGGAAGAGCUGGAUGCUCAGCCUGAACUCGGCCCGAAAAAAUAUUUUAAAGGCCAACGCGUGGUUCGAGUCGGGGAACACUUCGUCGUCAAAUACGGGUGGCUGGUCAAGCCGAUCGAGGGAGAGAACAUGUUGUACGUCAGCGACAAGACCACCAUCCCAAUUCCGCGCGUCUACGCCCUCUUCCAGAAGGAAGACGAGCAUGGUCGCAUGUGCACCUACAUCGUCAUGGAGCAUGUCGACGGCCAGACGCUCGACAUGGUUUGGCGUUCCCUGGACCUUGAGGCCAAAGAGGCCGCUGCCUCCCAGCUCCGCGAUUUCAUGGACCAGCUCCGCGGCCUCCCCGCUCCCGACUUCUUCGGCAGCCUCGACAACCGCCCGUUGCUCGACUAUCUGUUUUUCACCGAAGAAGCUCGGCCGGAAAUCAACGGCCCUUUUAAGACGGAAGCCGAGAUUGCCGAGGCUCUUGUUCUCAAACUCCAGCGAGACGAGGCAGACUACCCAGCCGAGCGGGCAGCUUACUACCGCCGCGUCUUGCCUUCCGUCCUUCAGGGCGAUGGACGGCCGAGGUUCACCCAUGCCGAUCUUCAGACCACGAACAUCAUGCUCCGGCCCGAUGGCACGGUGGUCCUCUUGGACUGGGAAAUGGCAGGCUGGUACCCGCGAUACUGGGAAUAUGCCACCGCCAUCUUCGGCUGUGGCGGGUGGAGUCAGUGGACUGAUGACUUCCACGCCUGGGUUCCCAAAUUCCUCGACGAGUAUCCGAACGAGUAUCUGUGGCUGGGGAACAUUCGUUCAUUCCUUUGGUUUUAG
Molecule: messenger RNA, 885 nt
Organism: Thermothielavioides terrestris NRRL 8126
Lineage: Eukaryota; Fungi; Ascomycota; Sordariomycetes; Sordariales; Chaetomiaceae
Exons: 1
Coding region: 1-885 (294 amino acids)
Source: RefSeq, a predicted model, not a curated record